UCUCUCUUUCUCUCUCAAACAAAAACACUAGCGCACACCCAUGAACAGAACCAAACAAAACAAAGCAGCAAAGACCCGAGACCAAGAGACACAUGAACAACCAACUACUCCAAUCAGCUUAACCCAGGCUUUAUUAGUUUUCAUCUCCCAAAUCUAUUAGCGUACAGCAUGUUUUGUUUUAUUAUUUGAGUGUAUUCUACAAGGUUGUACUUAAGUGUUUGGUUUUUGGUAAUUAUUAAGAUAUAUUGUAUUUUUUUGGUAAUGGUUUUGGUAGUUAAGGAAGGGUUCCUUGCUUGCUAAAAAUUGUGGGAUUUUUUUGGUUGUGGUCUAUUAGUUGUUAAGCUUUCAUUUUCUUCUAUCUGAUAUUUUCGGCUGGUGGUUCCUAUGUUUGACUCCAUUUGAAGCAAAGCCCAAGUCUUUUCUUUAAGCUCUAUGCUGUAAUGGGUAUUGGAUUGUUUUCUUGGAUUUUACAAAAUCAGUUUGAGGCAGAAGAAGAAGAAGAAGAAGUGAAGAAUUGGAGUUGAAUUUUUUGGGAUGGUUUUGUUGGGUUUUGAUAUGGGUAUUGGCCAAAGUUCAAGUUUUUGGCGGUUUGAGAGGAGGGGGUUGGGGUUUGUGUUUCGGAUUGUAUUUGGAUUGUGGCUUUGUUUGGUGCUUUCGCAGCCGGUGGCGGGUCUGAGACCAUUGCGGGAGAGAGCUCGUUCAUGGGGAGAUGAGUGGCUAUUUAUAAGAAAAGAUGAAAGUGAGUUGGGCCCAUUUUCUGCAUGGAACAUAACAGGAACUUACAGAGGGAGUUGGAAAUUUCUAGAUUCCACAAAUGGCUCUUCCAGGUUUCCAGAUUUGAGGAAAUCCUCAGGCAAUUCAAUGAUUGAAUUAGUUAGUACACCAACAAAAAUAACCGGUGUACAUUAUGUUCAGGGGGUAAUUAUUUUCCAUGAUGUGUUUGACAAUGAACACAAUGUUGGGGGUGCUCAAAUCAGGGUGGAAGGUGUAUAUAUAUGGCCUUUUAGACAACUUCGAAUGGUAGCUAACAGUGGAAAAGAGGGGGAGCUGAGUCAGGAAGAUGAUUAUCUUUUAUCUAAUCCAUAUCAUUUGCUAGGAGUUUUCUCAUCCCAGGUGUUCCAAGAAUCUCCACGGGAUAAGAUAUGGAGAAGAAAACAUUCACCAAUUUAUCAAAUGGAGAAGCAUUGUAAUAUUGAAAUUGCAGCUCAAAUUUCACGCGUUUCAUCGAACCAAAAUGAUGGGGAUCGUGAUCGUUAUCAUAUAGAAGGGUUAAUGGAAAGUCCUGCAGUGGAUGAUGAUAGGGAUUGCUUCUCACCCUUACUGAUAAAUGCUACAUCUGUCAACAUUGAGGUCUACUAUAACAAGGCAGUGAACUACACCUUGAUGGUCACCUUUGUCUCUUUCCUUCAAGUUCUUCUACUAAUUCGGCAGAUGGAACAUGGCAACACUCAAUCUGGAGCUGCCAAAGUUUCAAUUUUAAUGAUUGGCCAACAAGCUAUCAUGGAUGCUUAUCUUUGCCUUCUCCAUCUGACAGCUGGAAUACUUGUUGAAUCCUUAUUCAAUGCUUUUGCAACUGCUGCCUUUUUCAAGUUUGUGGUCUUCUCAAUUUUUGAGAUGAGAUAUCUUCUUGCAAUAUGGAAGGCAAGUAGGCCUAUGAAUAAUGGUGAAGGUUGGGAGACAAUGAGGCGUGAGCUUUCAGUUCUAUAUAGUCGUUUUUAUGGGAUCCUUUUGGGAGGCAUUCUGGUCAUGUAUGAGUUCCAUAAUUUUCUGAGACCUAUUCUUCUCCUUUUGUACUCUUUUUGGAUACCUCAAAUAAUCACCAAUGUUGUUCGUGACUCAAGAAAACCUUUGCAUCCUCAUUACAUCUUAGGCAUGACUGUUACUCGGCUAGCAAUCCCAUUAUAUAUAUUUGGCUGCCCUCACAACUUCAUGCGCAUUGAACCUGACAGGAGUUGGUGUAUUUGUUUGUGUGUAUUUAUUGUACUCCAAGCAUCUAUUCUUCUUCUCCAGCACUACCUUGGUUCUCGUUGGUUCAUUCCUCGCCAGAUUCUGCCUGAGAAAUAUAGCUACUAUAGAAGGUUUGAUCAAGAUACAAAUCAUGCUACUGAUUGUGUCAUUUGCAUGACUUCCAUCGAUUUUACACAUCGAUCUAAUGACUGCAUGGUGACACCGUGUGAUCAUUUUUUCCACUCUGGUUGUUUACAAAGAUGGAUGGAUAUAAAGAUGGAGUGCCCAACUUGCCGGCGUCCGCUACCACCAGCAUAAGAGCAUCUUCUUACUUUGUUUCUAUAUCAUAUUGGACCAACUGACAUUACCCAACUCACUAAUUCUGGUUGGGAAUAGAAUUGCUUUUCACCUUGAGUUCACCUUCAGAAGAAAAGGUGAGAUACAACAUAAUCAAAACUGUCACAGAUUCUGUAACAGUCCGUAGCUGAUAAUUCUUGUCUUUGUAAUAUAAAUUGUAAUACUUUAGUACAUUUAGCAAUUUUAUAACAGGUGUAAAUCCUUUUUCUUUUCAAUCUUGGGCUCCCACUGUGUUUAUUUGUUUUCUGAGUGGGGUGAGAGAGCUGACGGCUAUUCUGAUGAAAACCAAAUUGGCUUUCAAUUUGAUGCUGUCAAUUAAAGUAAAUGUUUUUUUGCUUGAAACUUCA
This is a messenger RNA of Quercus robur (English oak), 2651 nucleotides long. Its product is annotated as transmembrane E3 ubiquitin-protein ligase FLY2. The record is from RefSeq and is a predicted model, not a curated record. Bases 535 to 2265 code for a protein of 576 amino acids. NCBI's taxonomy places the organism in Eukaryota, Viridiplantae, Streptophyta, Magnoliopsida, Fagales, Fagaceae. The transcript is spliced from 15 exons. Gene Ontology annotation, molecular function: zinc ion binding.